Molecule: messenger RNA, 6837 nt
Organism: Scophthalmus maximus (turbot)
Lineage: Eukaryota; Metazoa; Chordata; Actinopteri; Pleuronectiformes; Scophthalmidae
Product: phospholipid-transporting ATPase IH-like
Exons: 30
Coding region: 504-4115 (1203 amino acids)
Biological process (GO): phospholipid translocation
Cellular component (GO): plasma membrane; trans-Golgi network; endoplasmic reticulum
Molecular function (GO): magnesium ion binding; ATP hydrolysis activity; ATPase-coupled intramembrane lipid carrier activity
Source: RefSeq, a predicted model, not a curated record
ACGCCGCCCCCCCCAGGUCCCGCCGCCCUCCCUCCCCCCGCCGCACCGAGCUGCCACAGCUGCUACACGGAGCGGGACUCGGACAGUCUCCCUCUCUCUCGCCCUCUUCCAGAAUUGAAACGCUUUACCUGGCGGAGAGUUCUCCGGCGAGGCGGCCCGGUGGAGCGGAGGUUCGCCCGGGCGGCGGUGCUCUUCCCCUCCGGAGAAUGUAGCCCGGCAGCAGCUCGUACAUGUCCCCGCCCGGCCGCUGCAUGGCUCUGCCCAGGGAUGCCAUGAACACCCGCCGACUGAGCGUCGUCCGCGGCUCCUCGCUUUCACAGACACGGCGGCGGUGGCGGUGACGGUGACGACGAUGAAGAUGAUGAUGAUGAGGAUGAGCGAUGGAUACCAGUUGACAGAGCCACACUAGGUAGCGUUUGACGAAGACCCGAGGAGAGCGUGAACGCCCCCCCCCCCCUCCCCCCCGUUGCAGAGCCAAGUCGGCGCCGGAGCUGCGUAAAAGGAUGGAUUUCACCCAGCUCCGGAACCUCAUCAGCAGAUACUGUGUGGGGGAGGAGAUCUGGGUGGACAGUCGGACGGUGUACAUCGGACAUAAAGAACCCCCUCCGGGAGUCGAGGCCUACAUCCCUCAGCGUUACCCUGACAACCGCAUUGUCUCCUCCAAGUACACCUCCUGGAACUUCAUUCCCAAGAACCUGUUUGAGCAGUUCCGCAGAAUCGCUAACUUCUACUUCUUGGUCAUAUUUCUGGUCCAGCUUAUCAUCGACACCCCCACCAGCCCGGUCACCAGCGGCCUGCCCCUCUUCUUUGUUAUCACUGUCACCGCCAUAAAACAGGGCUAUGAGGACUGGCUCCGACACAAGGCCGACUGCUCUAUAAAUGAGUGUCCGGUGGACGUGGUGCAGCAGGGGAAGGUGGUGAGGACGCAGAGUCACAAGCUACGGGUUGGGGACAUCGUUGUGGUGAGGGAGGACGAGACUUUCCCCUGUGACCUCAUCCUGCUCUCCUCCAGCCGCCAUGAUGGGACCUGCUAUGUCACCACAACCAGCCUGGACGGGGAGUCGAGUCACAAGACCUAUUAUGCCGUACAAGAUACCAUGGCCUUUAGAACGGAGCAGGAGGUGGAUUCGCUACAUGCCACUAUUGAAUGUGAACAGCCGCAGCCUGACCUCUACAAGUUUGUGGGACGCAUCAAUAUUUACAAGGACAAAGAAGAGCCUAUGGCAAGACCACUCGGAGCUGAGAACUUGCUCCUCAGAGGAGCCACACUGAAGAACACACAACAUAUUUAUGCUGUUGCAGUCUACACAGGCAUGGAGACGAAGAUGGCACUUAACUACCAGUCUAAGUCUCAAAAGCGCUCCGCGGUAGAAAAGUCGAUGAAUGCCUUUCUGAUCGUGUAUCUGUGCAUCUUGAUCAGCAAAGCGGUGAUCAACACUGUUCUGAAAUACGCUUGGCAGUGGUCCCCCGACCGAGACGAGCCCUGGUACAACCACAGAACUGAAAUCGAGCGCCAGCGGCACGUGGUGAUCCGAGCAUUUACAGACUUCCUUGCUUUCAUGGUCUUGUUUAACUACAUCAUCCCCGUGUCCAUGUACGUGACGGUUGAGAUGCAGAAAUUCCUCGGCUCCUAUUUCAUCACCUGGGACGAGGAGAUGUUCGAUGACGAGCUGGGAGAGGGAGCUCAGGUCAACACUUCCGACCUGAACGAAGAGCUGGGACAGGUGGAGUACGUGUUCACCGAUAAGACUGGCACUCUGACUGAGAACAACAUGGAGUUCAUUGAAUGCUGCGUCGAUGGGAACGUCUACAUCCCACACGCCAUUUGCAACGGGCAGAUCCUCAGCGCUGCUUCCAGUAUAGACAUGAUUGACUCCUCACCUGGUGGAUACAGGAGAGAACACGAGGAUCUGUUUUUCCGGGCACUGUGUCUGUGCCACACGGUCCAGGUAAAGGAGGAGGAGACGGUGGAUGGUAUCAAGAGAGGCAUCCACCAGGGCAGGCCCACUUCCUUCUACAUCUCCUCCUCACCGGAUGAGGUGGCUUUGGUGGAGGGAAUGAAGAGACUGGGUUACACCUAUCUGAGACUGAAGGACAACUACAUGGAGAUCCUCAACAAAGACGAUGAGAUUGAAAGGUUUAAGCUGCUCCAUGUGCUGAACUUCGACUCUGUCAGGAGGAGAAUGAGCGUCAUUGUCAAGUCAGGCUCAGGAGAAUACCUGCUCUUCUGUAAGGGCGCGGACUCGUCCAUUUUUCCACGGGUGGUGUCUGGGAAGGUGGAACAAGUGAAAGCGCGAGUAGAGCAGAACGCUGUUGAGGGGCUGCGGACUCUGUGCGUGGCCUAUCGAAGGCUGUCGGAGUCCGAAUACCAGGAGGCGUGUCAUCACCUGACUGAAGCCAAGCUGGCCCUGCAGAACAGGGAGCAGAGGCUGGCGCAGGCCUAUGACAUCAUCGAGAGGGACUUUGUGCUUCUGGGUGCCACAGCAGUGGAGGACAGGCUCCAGGAGAAGGCUGCAGACACCAUCGAGUCGCUGCACAAGGCUGGGAUGAAGGUGUGGGUCCUGACGGGAGACAAGAUGGAGACGGCGGCGGCUACCUGCUACGCCAGUAAACUGUUCCGUCGGAGCACGCAGAUCCUGGAGCUGACCAAGAAACGCACAGAGGAGCAGAGUCUGCAUGAUGUUCUGUUUGAGCUGAACAGGACCGUUCUCAGACAACGCUCUAUUUCAGGGUUGUCAGUCGACUGCCUCGACUUUGGUCUAAUCAUCGAUGGGGCCACUCUGUCCGCAGUGUUAAAGCCCAACCAGGAAGUGGCGGGUCACGGCAACUACAGAGAGAUAUUUCUGGAAAUCUGUCGCAACUGUAGCGCUGUGCUCUGCUGUCGAAUGGCGCCACUGCAGAAAGCACAGAUUGUGAAGCUAAUCAAAGCUUCCAAGGAGCACCCCAUAACCCUCGCCAUCGGGGAUGGAGCAAACGAUGUCAGCAUGAUCUUGGAAGCACAUGUGGGCAUUGGCAUCAUGGGUAAAGAGGGCCGACAGGCAGCGCGGAACAGCGACUACGCCAUCCCAAAGUUUAAACACCUGAAAAAGAUGCUACUCGUUCACGGCCACUACUACUACAUUCGCAUUGCUGAGCUUGUUCAGUACUUCUUCUACAAGAAUGUAUGCUUCAUCUUUCCUCAGUUCCUGUAUCAGUUCUUCUGUGGGUUCUCCCAACAGCCACUGUACGACACCGCCUAUUUGACUUUGUACAACAUCAGCUUCACCUCACUCCCAAUCCUCCUCUACAGCCUGGUUGAGCAGCAUGUCACCAUGGAGACACUCAAGAGGGAGCCCUCCUUGUACAGGGACAUAGCGAAGAACUCUCUCCUCCGCUGGCCGGUCUUCCUGUACUGGACGUGCCUGGGCGUGUUUGAUGCUGUUAUCUUCUUCUUUGGUGCUUACUUCCUGUUCGACAACACCACCUUCACCAGCAAUGGCCAGCUUAUGACCACCAACACACAGAUGAUGUUUGGGAACUGGACCUUCGGGACUCUCGUCUUCACUGUGCUUGUGUUCACCGUUACACUCAAGCUCGCCUUGGACACACAGCACUGGACCUGGAUCAAUCACUUUGUCAUCUGGGGGUCACUACUUUUCUACGUUAUUUUCUCUCUUCUCUGGGGCGGCAUAAUUUGGCCUUUCCUGAACUACCAGAGGAUGUACUACGUCUUCAUGCAGAUGUUGUCGAGUGGUCCAGCCUGGCUCAGUAUCAUCCUUCUUAUUACGGUCAGCUUGUUGCCAGAUGUCAUCAAGAAGGUUCUCUGCAGGGCCAUGUGUCCCACGGCCACCGAACGUGCACAGGAACAUGAGAGGCUUUCGCAGGGCGGCGUGGCUGAAUCGACUCCACGCUCUUCCCGUCGGUCCUUCAAAGGCAAGAGCACAGACUCCUCUCACCUCCACCUCGGUGCAGUUGAGACGCUGUCGCUCCGCAGGUCCGAUCCCCUGCCCCAGAAACUACUGGCCCACUUGGCAGAAGGUGGAGGGGCAGACUUGUGCUCCCUCAGCCCCUACAAGCUCCGCCUCUCGGGGGCAGGAUUCGCCUACUACGCUCCAGGGCCAGAGACCUCCGUGUGAACACAGACGCAAGAUCUGAAGCUGUGUUUUUGGGGGAAUCUUGUUGGCUAAAGCAUACAGCAUGUUGUACAUCCCAAGAUGUGAGACCAAGAUCUGCACUUCAAGGAUCAAGGAUUCCUAGAAUGAAAUACAAACACGGUCACGUACAUCAGAAGCAUGGACACUCCAUGAGAUCACCAUGUGCAUUUACUGUGAUACACCUGAGUGGAAAACUUUUUAGAUAUUAAUGCCCUGACUUGUCAUCCUCAUACUUUUGGCAACACGUUUUUUGGUUUCAGUGUCAUCCCCGAUCUUAGUCUCAUCAAAGUUCCUUCUCAAACUCAAACAUUAUUUCUUGCAUUAUGUAACUGUCCAGUUUCAGCAUGUCAACAGUCGGAGCCUGUUUUAUUCCUCGUCCUCAUUUGCAGUCUCUCAUUCUGCUCCAUCUACACUAUAGUUUGUGUCCUUUUUUUUUUGUUGCUUUGUUAACGUUAAUGUGGUCUGGCCAAGUAAAGGGGGAAGCCGUCAAAGCUCUGCCCUUUUUGGUGUGCGUGUGCAUGUGCGGCAGUGUAUGCAUGAAUUUUGCCUGUUAUUGUAUGUUUGUAUGUGACACCUUUGCCUUACAGGUAACCACACAGCAGCAGGCUAGGAGCCAAAGGACAAAUGUGAUGUAAAAAAAAAAUAAUAAUAAUGCUAAGCCUUACACACACACACACACACACACACACACACACACACACACACACACACACACACACACACACACACACAUACACAAACACACACCCAUCAGCUGGAGGAGAGAUAUGUGGGGGGGGGACAUCUGAAGAGGGAUGUGCAGUAUUCUCGCCGACCUGCCUUAAUUCAUCGAUACCCAUUUCAGUGGAUUUUACAUCUAGGUCAUUUUAAACAUGUUCUGUGAGAGUACAAGGAGGUUUAGAGGGCGCACAUGUCUGGUACAGUGCGCCUCUUCCUCUUUCUUCUUCCUUUUACACUCACGAUAGUGUCAUGCUGUUUCCCUCCUUAUCUGCCAGUGUAGCAUGUCUGAUCGCUGCUGCAUGCCGAUCUGUCCUUCCCUUGUCCUCCGUCGUCCCAGACAUCAUUCAUCACAAACUACUGUACUGUAUAUCAUCAUGACACUGUCUCUUUUUUCUUUUCUCCUGAACAAUGAGCACACUGUACCCUCUCCCACCACCGUGUGGCCGUGAAGGGUAACAGCAGCAGUCUUUAUUUAUGAUGCCCUAAAAAUGACCUACUAUUCCUCACUGUUGCAUUGUGCUUGCGUAUGUCUGCUGCCAUGCCGGGUGUUAUGCAGAAGUUAAUGUCAGAAUGCUAAUGUCUCAUGGUUUGAGGUUUUUUUCCCUGUGUUGCAUUAAUCCAUGAGUUUUUUUUUCUGUAUGGUUCUAAAGUUAUUGAUGACAGUCACUGUUUAUGUAUGGAUGUAACUUAAAAAAAACUUUUGAUAUACAUGUAUUCUAGAGAGAAGGGGUGUGAAUAUAGUCAGUAGGAGGGAGACUUGAAUCGGCGAUGUCACAAUCAAAUCGGUGAAAAUGUUGAACUGAUUUGUCCAUCAUGUCCUCCAGCUGAGAGAUUGAAGCUCAUCAUGGAUGAACCUCUUUUCUGCAUUUCGAACAUCUGACGUCCUCUUUGUCCAAAGCAUAUCUGUUGUGUUACACAGCGAGUGACUGAAUGUCAGAUUUUUAUACAGUUUUAUUUUUCAUACACAUCACCAUCUGCCAACAUGUACAGAUUCAGUAUUUUUGAUGAUUUAUCAGUUUGGCUGGAGGUCUGGAUUCUUCUGGCACCCAAAAGCCCACACAACCUCCACAAGUGUUCUGGACCCGCUGCGGCUCAACAUCCUGACCUCAGUUGAUUGAAAGGAAAGGCCUUGGUACUCGUUAUGCAGUGUCCCACCUUACUGUACUUUCAUGAUGUGAUGGGGAAUAUUAUUUGUAAUCGUUUUUCAGACACUUUUUUUGGCAAGUCCUCCACAGCUCAAUUUUUCAUUUUUGUGUUUUCCAUUGUGAAAAUUUUGUUUGCUACUUUUGUAUCCCAGAGAGAAGACUAUAUUUUAACUCUGUUAGAAUGUGUGUUUAAGUUUGUAACCAAAAUGAGAGCAAACCUAUAUGCUAUAUGAUUCAUUAGAGAUACCAGAGUACCAAUAGGUCUACACACUGCACUUUGUUCUAGAAGAGAUCAGUUUUCCCCUAAACACAAGGUCUAUUGUCUAUCAACUUGAGUUUAUAAGUGUCCACUCUUCCUCACUAGUUAUUUUUCUAAGAAGAUUGUAGUCUGAGAUUUUAAAAAAGAAAGAAAAAAAGUGACCAAAUAACUUGACAUGGAAUGAACUGACGGAAGGUGUCGGCCUCUGUCUGAAAAUGGGUUUCUCCACACCAGCCUUCUUCUAUACUGCUGAUCAGAAUGUCAAACUGCUUUUCUAAGUCCAUCAGCACAACAGCAGGUGCUCAUCCCGUCACUCCUGAGCUUGGCCAAGGUCUGAAACGUCGGCUUCUGUGCUCUUGAGCAGUACGCCUCAUAUCAUACCCUCAGUACAGCACUGUUUGUAUUACUAAACAGGUUUUUGAGAAAUUACUUUUUUGGGGGAAAGGGUGGGGUGGUGGGGUACAGAUUUUAAAAGUUCACUUGUUGACUUUUUGCCAGCCUGUCUGUAGCAAAUGAGGGCAAAACACUGUAUUGUCAUUCUGCCUGUAAUAAAGAAAGAGUGAAGACACUUGCCCUCUGA